Messenger RNA from Priapulus caudatus, 1854 nucleotides. Its product is annotated as elongation factor Tu-like. Gene Ontology annotation, cellular component: mitochondrion. The record is from RefSeq and is a predicted model, not a curated record. Gene Ontology annotation, biological process: mitochondrial translational elongation. NCBI's taxonomy places the organism in Eukaryota, Metazoa, Priapulida, Priapulimorpha, Priapulimorphida, Priapulidae. Gene Ontology annotation, molecular function: translation elongation factor activity; GTP binding; GTPase activity.
UUUUUAAGACGUCGUCAAGGCUGUGGAUUGAUUCAUUGAACACAGGCCGUACACUUCAUUGUCAGAGCAGAUGGUUGCACGUCUCGCGUUGUGCAUCAGCCGCGAAGAAAACUUUCCAGAGGGACAAACCCCAUUGCAAUAUUGGCACCAUUGGUCAUGUUGACCAUGGGAAGACGACUCUGACAGCUGCAAUAACAAAAGUCUUGCAAAGAGAUAAACUUGCAAAGUUUCUCAAGUACGAUGAAAUCGACAAUGCUCCGGAGGAGAAGAAGCGUGGCAUCACGAUCAACGUUGCUCACGUCGAGUACAGCACACAGAACCGACACUACGGACACACGGACUGCCCGGGACACGCCGACUACAUAAAGAACAUGAUCACAGGUGCAGCGCAGAUGGACGGUGCUAUUCUAGUCGUGGCUGCAACGGACGGCUGCAUGCCGCAGACGAGGGAACACUUGCUUCUCGCCAAGCAGAUCGGCGUUCCCUACAUUGUCGUGUUCAUCAACAAGGCAGAUGCAGCAGAUGAGGAGAUGUUGGAUCUGGUGGAGAUGGAGAUUCGUGAGCUCAUGACAGAAUUGGGCUUCGAUGGAGAAAAGACUCCCAUCGUAAAGGGCUCAGCUCUCUACGCUCUCGAGGACAAGGAGCCGGCAAUCGGAGCAGAUGCAGUGAGGGAACUGCUGACAGCUGUCGACGCUUACAUACCAACACCCGAGCGCGAGCUGGACAAGCCGUUCAUGAUGGCCAUAGAGGGAACCUACUCGAUUCCGGGUAGGUGUAGUGUGAAAAGGUGUGAACAGGGUAAGUGCAGUGUGAACAUGGUAAGUCAGGUGAACAUUGGGAGCGAGUGUGAAAGGGUGAAGUGCAGUGUGAACAAGGUGAGUGCAGUGUACAGGGGAGUGCAGUGUGAACAAGGUGAGUGCAGUGUGAACAAGGUAAGUGGCAGUGUUGAACAAGGUGAGUGGCGUGUGAACAGGGUGAUGCAGUGUGAACAGGGUGAGUGGCAGUGUGAACAGGGUGAGUGCAGUGUGAACAGGGAUGAGUGCAAGUGUGAACAGGGUAAGUGGCAGUGUGAAGCGGGUAGUGCUAGUGUGAACAAGGGUGAGUGGCAGUGUGAACAGGGUGAGUGCGAGUGUGAAGCAGGUGUGAACAGGUGUAAUGAACUUGUGGGUUGUCCUCGGCAGAUCUACAUGCUCAGCAAGGAGGAAGGCGGUCGCUCGAAGCCGUUCACCGCCAACUACCAGCCCGUCGUGUUCUCCAAGACGUGGGACUGCACAGCGGCCAUCGAGCUUCCCACCAAGGACAUGGUGAUGCCAGGCGAGGAUGCCACCAUCAUACUAAACCUCAUCAAGCCCAUGGUGAUGGAGGCAGGUCAGCGCUUUACACUGCGAGAUGGACAGGUGACUCUAGGUACUGGUGUUAUGACCAAGAUGCUUGAGUCACAGUUGGAAGAUGCAGACAUCUUGAAGAAGAAGAAGAAGAAGUAGGCUCGCAGAGGCAAGAUACGGCGUGGAUUUUGUCAAAUUUAGACUAUUAAGUUACUGUUAUCGUCGUUCUCCCCCGUUUGAGAUCUUCCGGCUACAAGCGUCAAGCUCUUUUUCUAUAACAGCGCUACAUUUAUGCACCACUGAGCGAUAUUCGCGUCAGAAAAAAAGAGUGAAAUUAGAACGCUAGAGACUUCUAGAGGACAAUCACAGGACGUUAAAUUGUGUAGUGAUAGAACCUCGAACAACCAGGUGCGUCGCGUGCCUAGUGUUGUCAGUGCAAGUUAUUGGCAAGGCGACGGCUGCAUGCGAUUGUUAGACUGUUAUUGUCAGAAAUAAACAGCCGUACAGAAAGCGGUGUGGCUAAAGGGCA